Molecule: messenger RNA, 1699 nt
Organism: Thlaspi arvense
Lineage: Eukaryota; Viridiplantae; Streptophyta; Magnoliopsida; Brassicales; Brassicaceae
Source: the annotation of a GenBank genome assembly
CGGAUUUUGGAGCUGUGAUAUGAAGAAGCGGGGACACUCGGAGGUUUUGGGAUUAGGGCUCGAAAGGCAGGUUAUCUUCUGGUUAUCGAUUUGGUUGGCGGUUUCGCAACAAGCGUCGGGGCUUAGACCCAUAAGGGAGAAGAAAACUCGAUCAUGGAGUGACGAGUGGCUCUUUGGUAGAAAACAAGUAACUGAAGUAGGACCGUUUUCUGCAUGGAACAUAACAGGAACAUAUAGAGGAAACUGGAAGUUUCUAGAUUCCGUGAAUAGCUCUUUGAAAUUUCAAGACUUACAGAAAUCAAAUGGUAACUCUGUGGUUGAGUUAGUGGCAGUUCCAACGAAGAUAACUGGUGUGCAUUAUGUUCAGGGUGUAGUUGUUUUCCAUGACGUAUUUGACAAUGAACAAAAUUUGGGUGGUGCCCAAGUAUAUCUGGAAGGUGUAUAUAUAUGGCCCUUUAGACAACUCCGUCUUGUGGCUAACAGUGGCAAGGAGGGUGAUUCAGGGCUAGAAGACAAUAAUCUUCUCUCGAAUCCCUAUCAUUUGCUCGGAAUUUUCUCCUCUCAAGUAUUUCAAGAAUCUCCAAGGGACAGAAUACUGAAACGGAAAAUUUCGCCACUAAGUGAGGUGGAGAAGCACUGUAAUAUCGAACUAGCAGCUCAGAUAUCGCGUGUGGCUUCCAGUGAAAUUAAUGGAGACAAAAAUUACUAUCACAUGGAAGGAUUGAUGGAAAGCCCUGGGGUAGGCGAUGACAGAGAGUGUUUCUCGCCUUUGUUACUGAAUGCGACUUCUAUCAAUGUCGAAGUCUACUAUAACAAAGCUGUGAACUAUACCUUGAUGGUCUCUUUCCUCCAGGUUCUUUUGUUGAUCCGGCAAAUGGAGCACGGUAACACACAAUCUGGUGCUGCGAAGGUAUCUAUUGUAAUGAUUGGGCAACAAGCGAUCAUGGAUGCUUAUUUAUGCCUUUUACAUCUCACGGCCGGGAUAUUAGUUGAAUCUCUAUUUAAUGCAUUUGCAACCGCUGCGUUCUUCAAGUUCGUAGUCUUUUCGAUUUUUGAGAUGAGAUAUCUUCUGGCCAUAUGGAAAGCAACUCGGCCUUCCAACAGCGGAGAAGGUUGGGAAACAAUGAGGCGUGAACUGUCCAUUCUGUACAGCCAUGGGAUCCUUCUUGGAGGCAUAUUGAUAAUGUACGAGUUCCACAACUACAUGCGGCCGAUUCUUCUUCUCAUGUACUCAUUUUGGAUACCACAGAUAGUCACCAAUGUCGUCCGUGAUUCAAGAAAGCCUCUGCACCCGUAUUACAUCUUGGGCAUGACAGCUUCACGGUUAGCCAUACCUUUAUAUGUUUUUGGAUGCCCACACAACUUCAUGCAUGUACAGCCCAGCAAGGUCUGGUGCGCAUGCUUUUGCACAUUCAUGGGGUUGCAAGCUGUCAUUCUUCUUCUUCAGCAUUAUUUUGGUUCACGUUGCUUUGUUCCUCGUCAGAUGCUACCAGAGAAAUACAACUACCACAGAAGAUUUAGUCAGGACGUGAGCCGCACCACUGAUUGCGUCAUUUGCAUGACCGCUAUCGAUCUCAGACAGCGUACCAGUGAUUUCAUGGUAACUCCAUGUGAUCAUUUCUUCCACUUGGGAUGCUUACAAAGAUGGAUGGAUAUAAAAAUGGAGUGCCCAACUUGUCGGCGUUCGCUUCCUCCAGCA